This is a messenger RNA of Gorilla gorilla gorilla (western lowland gorilla), 2180 nucleotides long. It is a transcript of the gene CHEK2, whose product is annotated as checkpoint kinase 2. Gene Ontology annotation, biological process: protein phosphorylation; mitotic DNA damage checkpoint signaling. Bases 266 to 2026 code for a protein of 586 amino acids. NCBI's taxonomy places the organism in Eukaryota, Metazoa, Chordata, Mammalia, Primates, Hominidae. The record is from RefSeq and is a predicted model, not a curated record. The transcript has 16 exons. Gene Ontology annotation, cellular component: nucleus; cytoplasm. Gene Ontology annotation, molecular function: ATP binding; protein binding; protein serine/threonine kinase activity.
UGCUGCUGAUUGGCUGGGGAGUCGAGGGGGCGGGAUCACCCAAGGGGAACCCGGGUUCUAAGUUCCGCUCUGCCUUCUAAACUACAACUCCCAGGAAGCAUUGAGGCGGCGCCUGACGGCCACAUCUGCUGCUCCUCAUUGGUCCGGCGGCAGGGGAGGGGGUUUUGAUUGGCUGAGGGUGGAGUUUGUAUCUGCAGGUUUAGCGCCACUCUGCUGGCUGAGGCUGCGGAGAGUGUGCGGCUCCAGGUGGGCUCACGCGGUCGUGAUGUCUCGGGAGUCGGAUGUUGAGGCUCAGCAGUCUCAUGGCAGCAGUGCCUGUUCACAGCCCCAUGGCAGCGUUACCCAGUCCCAAGGCUCCUCCUCACAGUCCCAGGGCAUAUCCAGCUCCUCUACCAGCACGAUGCCAAACUCCAGCCAGUCCUCUCACUCCAGCUCUGGGACACUGAGCUCCUUAGAGACAGUGUCCACUCAGGAACUCUAUUCUAUUCCUGAGGACCAAGAACCUGAGGACCAAGAACCUGAGGAGCCUACCCCUGCCCCCUGGGCUCGAUUAUGGGCCCUUCAGGAUGGAUUUGCCAAUCUUGAGACAGAGUCUGGCCAUGUUACCCAAUCUGAUCUUGAACUCCUGCUGUCAUCUGAUCCUCCUGCCUCAGCCUCCCAAAGUGCUGGGAUAAGAGGUGUGAGGCACCAUCCCCGGCCAGUUUGCAGUCUAAAAUGUGUGAAUGACAACUACUGGUUUGGGAGGGACAAAAGCUGUGAAUAUUGCUUUGAUGAACCACUGCUGAAAAGAACAGAUAAAUACCGAACAUACAGCAAGAAACACUUUCGGAUUUUCAGGGAAGUGGGUCCUAAAAACUCUUACAUUGCAUACAUAGAAGAUCACAGUGGCAAUGGAACCUUUGUAAAUACAGAGCUUGUAGGGAAAGGAAAACGCCGUCCUUUGAAUAACAAUUCUGAAAUUGCACUGUCACUAAGCAGAAAUAAAGUUUUUGUCUUUUUUGAUCUGACUGUAGAUGAUCAGUCAGUUUAUCCUAAGGCAUUAAGAGAUGAAUACAUCAUGUCAAAAACUCUUGGAAGUGGUGCCUGUGGAGAGGUAAAGCUGGCUUUCGAGAGGAAAACAUGUAAGAAAGUAGCCAUAAAGAUCAUCAGCAAAAGGAAGUUUGCUAUUGGUUCAGCAAGAGAGGCAGACCCAGCUCUCAAUGUUGAAACAGAAAUAGAAAUUUUGAAAAAGCUAAAUCAUCCUUGCAUCAUCAAGAUUAAAAACUUUUUUGAUGCAGAAGAUUAUUAUAUUGUUUUGGAAUUGAUGGAAGGGGGAGAGCUGUUUGACAAAGUGGUGGGGAAUAAACGCCUGAAAGAAGCUACCUGCAAGCUCUAUUUUUACCAGAUGCUCUUGGCUGUGCAGUACCUUCAUGAAAACGGUAUUAUACACCGUGACUUAAAGCCAGAGAAUGUUCUACUGUCAUCUCAAGAAGAGGACUGUCUUAUAAAGAUUACUGAUUUUGGGCACUCCAAGAUUUUGGGAGAGACCUCUCUCAUGAGAACCUUAUGUGGAACCCCCACCUACUUGGCGCCUGAAGUUCUUGUUUCUGUUGGGACUGCUGGGUAUAACCGUGCUGUGGACUGCUGGAGUUUAGGAGUUAUUCUUUUUAUCUGCCUUAGUGGGUAUCCACCUUUCUCUGAGCAUAGGACUCAAGUGUCACUGAAGGAUCAGAUCACCAGUGGAAAAUACAACUUCAUUCCUGAAGUCUGGGCAGAAGUCUCAGAGAAAGCUCUGGACCUUGUCAAGAAGUUGUUGGUAGUGGAUCCAAAGGCACGUUUUACGACAGAAGAAGCCUUAAGACACCCGUGGCUUCAGGAUGAAGACAUGAAGAGAAAGUUUCAAGAUCUUCUGUCUGAGGAAAAUGAAUCCACAGCUCUACCCCAGUUUCUAGCCCAGCCUUCUACUAGUCGAAAGCGGCCCCGUGAAGGGGAAGCCGAGGGUGCCGAGACCACAAAGCGCCCGGCUGUGUGUGCUGCUGUGUUGUGAACUCCGUGGUUUGAACAUGAAAGAAAUGUACCUUCUUUCACUCUGUCAUCUUUCUUUUCUUUGAGUCUGUUUUUUUAUAGUUUGUAUUUUAAUUAUGGGAAUAAUUGCUUUUUCACAGUCACUGAUGUACAAUUAAAAACCUGAUGGAACCUGG